Molecule: messenger RNA, 1426 nt
Organism: Trematosphaeria pertusa
Lineage: Eukaryota; Fungi; Ascomycota; Dothideomycetes; Pleosporales; Trematosphaeriaceae
Product: glycoside hydrolase family 16 protein
Exons: 6
Coding region: 209-1216 (335 amino acids)
Biological process (GO): glucan catabolic process
Molecular function (GO): hydrolase activity, hydrolyzing O-glycosyl compounds
Source: RefSeq, a predicted model, not a curated record
CUUUCAGAACGACCAGUCGGUCACAGUCCGUUGCCUUUACCAGGCCAUGGGCCGGAAGGAGUCCAGCAGCCGACCCAAAGUUUGAACCAUGCUCGUGGAUGCAUCUCUUGGUCUAUUAUAUAAAGGACCACGAGGCGGAUGCACUUAUGGGGUGUGUUAAUACUCCGUGCAACGGCCGACUCUAUUCUUUCUGCAGCAAGCCACCGUCAUGUCUUUCAGGGCUUUUAUCGUGUCCCUGCCACUCCUUUGGAAAUAUACUACGGCAUUCCCAGCUGGCCCUGGAUACUUCCCAAAUAAUCAAUCUUCGCCCGUUAAUGACGUCCACGUUGCGGCCUACGGUCUGAUCGACUCUUACGACGCUAGCAACUGGUUGAGCAAAUUCGACGUCCAGGCUAUCGCAGAUCCUACCCAUGGCUUUGUUACCUACGUCAACCAGCAACAAGCGCAGCAGCAAGGCCUCAUCAAGACCCAGAACAACCAAGUAUACAUGGGCGUUGAUACCACAUCCGUACUGAACCCAAACGGCGCCGGCCGAAACAGCGUCCGCCUGCAGAGUAAGACAGCCUACCGCCAUGGUCUCAUUAUCGCCGACUUUGCCCACGUUCCAGGGAGCAACUGUGGCAGCUGGCCAGCCUUUUGGAUGGUGGGUCCCAACUGGCCCAACCAAGGCGAGCUCGACAUACUCGAGGGCGUCAAUCUGAAUACCUACAACCAGGUCACAUUGCACACCUCACCCGGCUGUGUCCCCAGCGUCGGUUCCGGCGGCCAAAGCGGGCACCCCGUCGGCAACGCAGACUGUGGCGCAAAUGGAGGCUUCACAGGCUGCGGCGUUGAGUCUAAUUCUGCCACGUCCUACGGUACGGCUUUCAACGCUAACGGCGGCGGGGUGUACGCCGCGCUGUGGACGUCUUCUGCAAUCAAGGUUUGGUACUUCGCUGCUCGAGAUGUGCCUGCCAACAUUCGCAAUGGAAAUCCGGAUCCGAAUUCUUGGGGCCAGCCGAUUGCGAACUAUGCUGGCUGUGACUUCGAUUCGAAGUUUGGCAAUAUGAAUAUCAUUUUCGAUAUCACCUUCUGCGGUGACUGGGCUGGACAGGUCUGGGGAUCGAGCUCUUGUGCCAGCGCUAAUCCGAGCUGCAACGCCUACGUCGCGUCGCAGCCGCAGUCCUUUGGCGACAGCUAUUGGCUGGUCAACUCGCUCAAAGUGUACAGCGUGUAGAACGACGAGGCCAGAGCGAUCUUGGUCGGCGCUUUUCGAUUCUUGUCUAUAGUUCACGUACUCAUCUACAUUUUCUCUUUAUCCUUUCCGUUUGUCCGUACUGUUUUCAUCUCUCUUGCAUCUGUUCCUUCACUCUUUGCAUUUCUUGUCCAUACUCCCGGACUACCUUGUGCAUAUCCGGUCCUGCAAGUUCUACUUGUUCAUACUCAU